Olea europaea var. sylvestris is the source of this 2734-nucleotide messenger RNA. RefSeq names its product protein tesmin/TSO1-like CXC 2. The transcript has 10 exons. Gene Ontology annotation, molecular function: DNA-binding transcription factor activity. Lineage: Eukaryota; Viridiplantae; Streptophyta; Magnoliopsida; Lamiales; Oleaceae. The record is from RefSeq and is a predicted model, not a curated record. Bases 183 to 2534 code for a protein of 783 amino acids.
UUUGUUUCCCGCUUAUUCUUAAAUUUCAUUUGCAUCUUUCUCGACCCCAUGUCUUGUUUUUUCCGCAGUUGAGAGAGGGAAAAUAAAGUUUGUGUCUUUCUGUGCUUGUGCCAGAUUAUCCAGAUAACAUGUCCAUGGGCUAGUGACAAAAGGACACAUACAUAUACAGAAACAAAAGAGAAAUGAAGGUGGGAGGAGACAGUUCCGUGAAGGAAAAUAAAGAGAGUUGUGUUGAGAGUGCAAAGGGGAAAGCAGUAGUCGUGAUGGACACUCCAGAGAGGAGCAAGAAUAGCCAAAUCACAACCUCUGUCAACACAUUCGAGGACUCCCCUGUCUUUAAUUUUCUCAACAAUCUUUCCCCCAUCAAGCCAGUUAAGUCCAUACACAUCAGUCAGACGAUCAAUCCUCUUAGUUUUGCAUCGCUUCCAUCUGUUUUCACUUCCCCCCACCUUAAUUCAUUGAAGGAAUCGAGAUUUCUGAGGAGGCAUCAGCUCCCGGAUCCAUCAAAACCUGAAUUUGCUUCUGAUGAUGCUCAUACAGUUGACACAAGAAAGGAUAUUAUUCAUGCCAAUAAUGAAUCAGAUGAACAUCAGGCAAAUUUUGAUCAACCGAGUUCUGUUGGUCAAGUAGUUGGUGAGGCAUAUUUUGAAUGUUCGGAGCUUGUAGCUGAGUUCGAACAGAGCUUCAAGUAUGACUGCAGUAGUCCUGGCUCCAGUUUAACACCUAGCUGUGCCCUUAAAACCAAACACAUCGCUGAAUAUGCUCGCACAUCAUCAGCACUUAUUCCUUUUGUAGAAGAGGCCUCCCUAAGGGGGUUAUUUGGAAGUGAAGUGGAUCUUGAUGGGGUAAGCCAAAUUGAUCAAAAUAAAGAAGCCACAAGAUGUGAGUGGGAGAAUUUGAUUUCUGAUGCUCCGGAUCAAUUAAUUUUUGAAUCACCAAAUGACGCUGAGUCUUACAAAAAUUCGAGUAUUAGCAAUGACAUGCAGCAUACAUACUCUUUCUGUGAAGCAGAUUCUAGUGAAAAAGCUGAAGAGGAAAACGAAACAGAGAAUCAAUGUACUCAACCUGGAGAAGGAAGUGAAUUGAAGGAAAUAUCUGAAACCCAUGACAUAAUUUCUGGUUCUUCUAUGACCAUUCCCAUUGAGGAAGUGGAUAAUGAGCCUGUUUCUGGUUUGUACCGUGGUAUGAGAAGACGUUGUCUGGUUUUUGAGAUGGUGGGAUCCCGCAGGAAGCGUUUUGAUGAGAAUUCAGUUUCUGAUUCUUCUGCAUUUCUGCAAUCUGAUGUCAAUACUUCCACCAGCAAUGAGAAAAUACUCCCUACAAAGGCUGGAAAUGAUUCUUCACAACGCAGUUUACCAGGCAUUGGUUUGCAUUUAAAUGCUCUAACAACAACUCCAAAGGACUACAAAUUUCUCAAGCAUGAAGCGUUAGGUUCUGGAAGACUAUUGAUUGGACCAAGCCCAAAUGCCAAUUUUCAACCUCCAACAUCUGGUCAAGAAUUGUUAAACAAUUCUUUAGCUGUUAACUCAGAAAGAGAAAUCAGUGUUGUCGAAAAUGGUAUUCUUGCGGAAGAUGCUUGCCAGGCAUCUGGAUAUAUGAUCAAUGAAGAGUUCAAUCAGAGUAGUCCAAAGAAGAAGAGACGUAGGUUGGAUCAAGCAGGAGAUGGUGAAGCCUGUAAGCGAUGUAACUGCAAGAAAUCAAAAUGCUUGAAACUUUACUGUGAAUGCUUUGCUGCUGGUGUUUACUGUGUGGAACCAUGUGCAUGUAUAGAUUGCUUCAACACACCUGUCCAUGAGGACACUGUCCUUGCAACUCGUAAACAGAUUGAAUCCAGAAAUCCUCUUGCUUUUGCUCCCAAAGUGAUUAGGAGCUCGGAUUAUCUAUCUGAAACCAGGCAGGAUGAGUCCAGCAAAACUCCUGCUUCAGCUAGACAUAAGAGAGGAUGCAACUGCAAAAAAUCGGGUUGCCUAAAGAAAUAUUGUGAAUGCUAUCAGGGUGGUGUUGGAUGCUCCGUUAACUGCAGAUGUGAAGGGUGUAAGAAUGCAUUUGGCCGAAAGGAUGGCACAGAAGCUGAAUUUGACGAAGAUGAAACAGACACAGCCGAGAAGGGUUUGCAGAAACUCGCAAUCCAGAAUGAUCUGGAGCAGAAUCCUGAUUCUGUCCUUCCUGCAACACCUUUAAAACAAGGAAGACAAACUAUCCAGCAUCUAUUCUCCUCAAAGAACAAACUGCCUCGACCUUCUUUUCCUUCUAUUGGCUCCUCUUCUGGUUCGUAUGCCAGCCAUGGAUUCAGGAAACCGAGUUUUUUCCAACCUCCAGCAAGGUUCGAUAAGCAUCUUGAAACUGUUCUUGAAGACGAAAUGCCCGAUUUUCUCCAAGCUCAAUCUCCUAUCAGUUGCAUCAAGACAUCGUCUCCCAACAGUAAGAGGGUCUCUCCUCCUCACCGCAUAGGGACAUCUCCCAGCAUGAGAAGCAGCCGUAAGUUGAUACUUCAAUCUAUUCCGGCUUUUCCUUCUCUUACUCCCAACAAUUGACAGUCUUUUUGCUGGUGAAUCUUGAAGGAAGUUCUUUCAAUGUUUACAGUAGUUAUAUCAGUUAUGUUCCUUUAUCUGUAUGUUGGUCGAGCUUACUCUUCGACCUUGUAUCAUCCAUGUUUCUAUAAUAAACAACUAUGUUUAUUAGCUGUCAAAAGAACCAUGUUUCAUAAAGCCAAUAUAUGAUUCACUACAUACAA